UAUCAAGCUUAAUUAGUUUGAGUGGUGUCUUGUUGUUUGCUCUCAAGGCGCCAGCUCACCGCAAGCCAUACACACACUCUCCCGCUCAAACGACGCGUCUUCCUACACCUCCUCCCAGCUGCAUGCGCGCGGCGCCGCCUCUUCUCUUCUCUUCUCUGCAGGACCUCUGCUUGCUGAGAGCUUUUCACCAUGGCGGACCUCACGCUUCUCCCCCGCGGCUUCUUUACCAACCCUUAUAUACGCCCCUCCACCCUCGUGCACUCCUUGACACCUACCUCUCUCUCCGCAUCAUCAUCAUCAUCCAGUAGUAGUCCUCUGCGCACAGCGCGCGCACGCACACAUCUCGAGACGACGGGUACUUAGCCGGCCGGGCGGCAUAUAUAGGUGUGCACUGCAGCUAGCUCUGGCAUGUCUGUAGGUGUUUGUAAAGACUCGUGUGCCCUAAUGGUACAUGGCUGAGCCCGAGCAGCCGUCAGCGCCCUCUUCGUCAGCUCCGGCGCCUCCUCAGUUACAAGUUGCUGCUGAUAACAACCCGACGACUGUCGACGAAUGCUCUGAUCCGGGGGGCAAUUCUGCAGCCUCAUCGGCCCAUUCCCCGGCGCCCGCGCCGCAGCAGCUCGCCAGGGACGACACGGUGGGGAUAAUCACCACGGCCAUGGGCGCGGCGGCCGCGGCGACGAGCUCAUCAGGGGAGCCGUCGCCGCGGUCCACGGGGCGGCACCCGUUCUACCGGGGCAUCCGGUGCAGGAACGGCAAGUGGGUCUCGGAGAUCCGGGAGCCACGCAAGGCGCGCCGCAUAUGGCUGGGAACGUACCCGACGGCCGAGAUGGCCGCGGCCGCCUACGACGUGGCGGCCCGCGCGCUCCGCGGGCCGGACGCCGUGCUCAACUUCCCCGGCGCCACGGCCACGCGCCCGGCGCCCGCGUCCGCGUCGCCCGAGGACAUACGCGCUGCCGCCGCGGCAGCCGCUGCCGCGCUCCAGCCAAUAAUCGAUAAGCCCGGGGCCAGGGCUCCUGAGGCGGACGCCGCUGCCGCCGAUCCUGCCGCGGCAGCGGAGCAGGUGCAGAGACAUCAUGAUCAAACCGGCAGUGCAGCAGCUGGUGGGGAUGAGCCGCGGCAGAAGGAGAUUGGCAAUGAGGGGGAGGAGUUCAUGGACGAGGAGGCCAUCUUCGAGAUGCCGCAGAUGCUGCGCAACAUGGCCGCGGGCAUGAUGAUGAGCCCGCCCAGGCUCAGCCCGACCGCCUCCGACGAGUGGCCCGCCGAUCCGUCGGGGGCAGGUGAGAGCCUCUGGAGCUACCACGACCCCUAACCCCCGUAGGCCGGCCACGGUAGAUUCCGCGCAUUGGCAUGGGACAAUUCAUGGCUGGUACGGUACGUACGAUGUGAGCUGGGUGCUAGUAGCCUAGUACUAGCCAGUCCGUACAAUACAAGUAGAAAAACCGAUCGAACUGCAUGCUCACACGGCAAGAUAAGGAGAGUCCAUAUAUAUAUGGACCCCGGUGCGGCGCAACGUCCUCUAUCUGGUAAUAUAUGUGUAUGCCAUAAGUGUGGUGUCACUGGCGCCGGCCGUACGUGUGACACUAUACGCUAGUACUCCGUACUACUCCUACUUAGCUAGCCAGUACACCUCACCGUUACAUUAGCCUAGCUCGAUUUUAUGAGCAACUGUAUAUGUACCUUUAAGUUCCUCUUUUCUUUCCCUACCCCCCUCCGUCGUUUUCGUAGAUAAAGUCCACUUGUUGAUUCGCUUGGCUUAUUGCUCGUUUUAGUAUAAGAGCAAGCAGGCACACUUUUUUCUUCUUCUUUUUUCAAGUGCCGAGUGGGUCACAGUCACACAUCACAGGGACACUUUUGCCAUUGUAAUUUAACUGUACCGUACUGUUGAAUGGCAAAAAUAUUUGGCGGUGGAUAAGCUAAGAUCGGUGCGCGGCCGGACUUGCAUAUAUGGAUCCACGUUUUCUUUUUUUU
Molecule: messenger RNA, 1968 nt
Organism: Brachypodium distachyon (stiff brome)
Lineage: Eukaryota; Viridiplantae; Streptophyta; Magnoliopsida; Poales; Poaceae
Product: ethylene-responsive transcription factor ERF027
Exons: 1
Coding region: 452-1309 (285 amino acids)
Biological process (GO): regulation of DNA-templated transcription
Molecular function (GO): DNA-binding transcription factor activity; DNA binding
Source: RefSeq, a predicted model, not a curated record